Messenger RNA from Oldenlandia corymbosa var. corymbosa, 1164 nucleotides. The record is from the annotation of a GenBank genome assembly. NCBI's taxonomy places the organism in Eukaryota, Viridiplantae, Streptophyta, Magnoliopsida, Gentianales, Rubiaceae.
AUGGAAGGAAACAAAGAAGAAGAACAACAACAAGAAAUAUGGAGCUGGGGUGCAGGUACGGAUGGACAAUUAGGAACUGGAAAGCUCCAAGAUGAACACACCCCUCAACUCCUCCACUCUCUUUCCUCUUUUGGACCCAUCUCUUUCCUCUCAUGUGGCGGCGCCCACGUCAUAGCCCUUACCCCUGGUGGAAGAGUGCUCUCAUGGGGGAGGGGGGCUUCUGGUCAGUUGGGUCACGGGGAGAUGGUCAAUGGUUUGCAGCCUAAGGUAGUGCAGGCUUUGGAAGGCUUUGCCAUCACUCAUGUUUCAGCUGGGUGGAAUCACUCUGGAUUUGUUUCAGAGACUGGUUGCCUGUUUACCUGUGGAGAUGGCUCAUUUGGUCAGCUUGGACAUGGUGAUUGUGACUCCAGAUGUUCUCCGGAAAAGGUGGCCUACUUUGAUUCCUACAAAGUUGAGCAAAUUGCUUGUGGGAUGCGCCAUUCACUGGUGCUUGUAAAGGGAGGUCAAGUAUAUGGAUUUGGUUCUGGAAAGCGUGGUCAGCUUGGAAUAUCUGUUGAUAGAGUCAGGUCAUUAAGUCUCCCUCAGGCUACCAUAGGAUUAGAUAACAUCAAGAUCAUGAGUGUUUAUGCGAACGGAGAUCACAGUGCUGCUUUAUGUGCUGCAGGAGAGGUUCACGUGUGGGGAAGAGGAUUUAGUGGUUCAAAUGAUGUUUACAUCCCGCAGCUUGUUACGCCACACUAUUUCAGACAAGCUGCUCUAGGAUGGAAUCAUAUUCUAUUGUUAGCAGCUGAUGGGGAGGUGUUCAUGCUUGGAGGUUAUGGCCAUGGAAUUCUUAACGGUGCUCAAAUGGCAGCACAGAUGGAACAAAUGUGUGAAAAACCAGACGAAGGUGGCCUGCAAAAAUUUCAUGGUUUAACUGGAAAGAAGAUUCUGCAAAUUGCUGCUGGGGCUGAACAUUCUGCUCUGAUAAUUGAUGACGGAUCAGUCAUGACAUGGGGUUGGGGUGAACAUGGUCAGCUGGGAUUGGGAGAUACAACAAAUCAAACAGGCCCUCAUGCUGUCUGUUUCAACAGAACGUUCAACCCGCAGCAUCUUGUUCCUAGGGUGUUCUGUGGUAGUGGAUUUACUUAUGUAGUAGGGAUGCCCGCAGAUUCGAAGACCUGA